This is a messenger RNA of Octodon degus (degu), 1202 nucleotides long. RefSeq names its product enoyl-CoA delta isomerase 1 (gene Eci1). Gene Ontology annotation, biological process: fatty acid beta-oxidation. The transcript is spliced from 7 exons. The record is from RefSeq and is a predicted model, not a curated record. Gene Ontology annotation, molecular function: enoyl-CoA hydratase activity. NCBI's taxonomy places the organism in Eukaryota, Metazoa, Chordata, Mammalia, Rodentia, Octodontidae. Bases 51 to 929 code for a protein of 292 amino acids. Gene Ontology annotation, cellular component: mitochondrion.
AAGGAGACCAAUGGGAUAAGGCAGUGCCAUGACCCCGGAGGUUGGGCAAGAUGGCGCUGGUGGCAGCAAGGGGAACGCUGCUGCGCGCGGGGGUCCGGCUUGGCACAGAGGCUGCGGCCUGUGGCAGGAAUGGCACGCGGCGCUCCGCGAGCCACCGGGUGCUGGUGGAACCGGAUGCGGCUGCAGGUAUUGCUACAAUAAAAUUCAAGAACCCUCCAGUGAAUAGCCUUACCCUGGAGUUUCUGACAGAACUCAUCAUCUGCUUGGAGAAGCUAGAAAAUGACAAGACCUUCCGAGGUGUCAUCUUAACUUCGAACUCUCCUGGCAUCUUCUCAGCUGGCCUGGACUUGAGGGAGAUGUGCGGGAAGAACCCAGCACACUACGCUGAAUACUGGAGGGCUGUACAGGAGUUAUGGCUGAAGCUCUAUGUGUCCAACAUGAUCCUGGUUGCUGCCAUCAAUGGAGCUUCCCCUGCCGGAGGCUGCUUGAUGUCCCUCAGUUGUGACUACCGGGUCCUGGCUGACAACCCAAGGUACAAAGUAGGACUGAAUGAGACUCUGCUGGGCAUUGUCGCCCCCUUCUGGUUCAGAGACACUCUUGUGAACACCAUUGGGCACCGGGCCUCGGAACGUGCCUUGCAGCUGGGCCUUCUCUUCCCACCAGCAGAGGCCCUUCAGGUGGGCAUGGUGGACCAGGUGGUUCCGGAGGACCAGGUACACAGCACAGCACUCUCAGUGAUAACCCAGUGGCUGGCCAUUCCAGACCAUGCUCGGCAGCUGACCAAGAGCAUGAUGCGGAAGGCCACAACAGACAACCUGAUCAAACAGCGGGAAGCAGACAUCCAGAACUUUGUCAGCUUCAUUUCCAGAGACUCCAUACAGAAGUCCCUGCAGAUGUACAUAGAAAAGCUCAAACAAAAGAAAUCCUAAAGCAAAGCUACCUGCCUUGUAGGUUUUGCUGUGGUCCAAAGGGGAUUGUAAACAAGGUAAUUUUCAACUCACUCAGCUGUUUUCUGAUCUUAAGGAGUGCCAUCUCUUGUGUCCCAGUAUCCCAAGGCCCCACUGUAACCCCAAGUGCCUCUGUGCCUUGUGGGAAGGCAAGAGGGUUGAAGAGCAGUACCUAAAUUUUUGGAUUUAAUGGCUGGUGGGUCCUUGUGGGCCCAAACAAAAUCAGUCUCCUUUCCCAAAGCAGAAUUAUGAAUA